AUGGCAUCUCCUCCUAGAAAUUCUCUUCCAGCCGCCGUUGGUGAUGCCCACAACAAUGCUGCAGCACCUGAACCAGCAUACCCAAAUCUGGCAAUCAUCGUUCAUCCUGUCAACCUUGAAGCUGUUCCAAUCAGCUACAUUGAGCCCGGAGAUGAGCUGAAUCCGAUCGACCCAGACAAUUUCGAGUUCGUGGGUCCCUCUUCCACUGCCGGAAGAUUUCCAACUCGCCGGUCCAAGCGCAUGAACCCCUUCCCAGAUCUGAAUACUGCUGGGUCACAACGCCAGAGGGGAGCAAACUCUCCCAGAAGAGGAGGCAGAGGUGGAAGAAGAGGAGGCAGAGGUGGCCGUACUCCAGUUAGGCCAAAUCCACCAAGAGGCCUUCAUUUGGUGGAUGAAGAAACUGAUGAUGAAGAAGGAGAUCCUAGCUUUGCAGCACCAGAGGCCCAAGAUCUAUCCUCCAGCUCCUCUGAGUCAUCAUCCAAUGACUCACCUCCCCCACCAUCAACUCAGGGGGAGACAUCUCAGCCUAGCAUGGCAGCAGCAGCCUCUCAACAUCCUGUUUCUGAAGGUGUUGCUGCCCAUGUUCCUGAAGAUGCUGCUGCACCCACGGUCUCAGAAACUGUCCCUCAGAGAAGUGCUGCUGAGGAUGCUGCUCCUUAUCAGGAUGAAGAAAUGCCUGAUUUUUCUGGGAUGUCCUCUGCAGAGCAUGUUGACAUUCCCACUGUUGAUGCUCAGGAUUUUACCACUACUGAAGAAACACCAUCUGCACCACAUGCAGACCCUCUGGAAACUCUGGCAGAAGCAGCAGUUCAUGUGGAUGCUUCCCCUCCUCAGGCUGAAGAACCAGAGAACAGUGAAGACAGCUGGGAGAUUCCUUUGGCUUCCUUUCGCAAGAAUUUGCCCUCCUCAGAGUCAGACAGUGACUCAUCUGAGAACUCUUCUCAGGCUGAAGAAGAUGUUGCCCCACCUGCUGCAUCACCUGAACCAGCAUACAUUCCAGAUGAGCUUGAAGAUUCAGAAGAAGAGGACUCCUCAGAAGAAGAAGAACCAGACUUGGAUGGGAAUAAUUUGUCAUCCCCUUUUGAGCUUACUCACUCUCUAGCUCAGAUUACGUAUCACCAGUCCAUGGUGGACAUGCUCCAAAAGUUUCUUUCUGAUCAAAAAGGAGGAGAAAAAGGUCAUGAAGCUGAAGCAGGGACUUCUCACCCUUUGGAUACAAGAGGCAGGGAGCAAGGAGUCAAUGAAGAGGGAGCAAAGAAUGAGGGCGAAGCUCAAGAAGCAGAGGAAAGCAGUGGAUCCAGUGCUAGUGAUGGAGGAGCAGCAGCUGAUACUGAGGAGACUUUGGAUACUCUACUUUAA
Erythranthe guttata (spotted monkey flower) is the source of this 1359-nucleotide messenger RNA. Lineage: Eukaryota; Viridiplantae; Streptophyta; Magnoliopsida; Lamiales; Phrymaceae. The record is from RefSeq and is a predicted model, not a curated record.